AUGGGCAUGCGACGGGGAUGUUUCGCUCUUGCAUGCUUCCUGUACCCGGCUCUCGCGCAGCUGAUCGCCAAAGAGGACCCAGAGUGCCACGCCGACAUCUCGGACUCGCGCCUCGUGCAGAUCUCCUUCCAUGAUGGCGAGUCCACGCUGGAGGCCCGCAUCGGUGGGUGGCUUCAUGGACAUUCCAGGCAGCAGCGCCUGGAGCAUGUGGGACCCCCCCCGCCCGCGCAGCCAAGGGGGGUGGACCACGCGGGGUCUGAGUUCACGCAGUGUGGCCAGACCUGGCAAGUGUACGAGCAGGUGGUUUGGACCAGAUUCGUGGGCCUUACGCAUCAUGUUGCGUGCGCCUCCGUGAACGACGACUCGACCAUCGGCAUCUGCCGCAGCGACAACGUUGGGCACGACCACUGGGAAUACUGCGCCUCGGCGCCCCCCAACCAGUGCGACGGCAUGGGCAAACUCUGGUUCGUGUUCUGCACGGACAUCGAUCGGGCGGGCCCCUCGCCCACGCCGGCGCCCACCACGCCCGCGCCCACCUCUGAGGCUCCGGAUGGCGGCGCGCCGCCAGACGAUCUGUUUCUGCCAUCUUCUGUUGCACCCACGUCAGCGCCAACGACUGCACCUUCGCCGUCGCCUACCGUGCUGGUUAUCGAGGGCGCUUAUAGCGAGUCGCCGCCGCCCUCAGUUUUUUGA
Messenger RNA from Prorocentrum cordatum, 693 nucleotides. The record is from the annotation of a GenBank genome assembly. Lineage: Eukaryota; Dinophyceae; Prorocentrales; Prorocentraceae.